Messenger RNA from Macrosteles quadrilineatus (aster leafhopper), 1421 nucleotides. RefSeq lists its product as uncharacterized. Gene Ontology annotation, biological process: phosphorylation. Gene Ontology annotation, molecular function: transferase activity, transferring phosphorus-containing groups. The record is from RefSeq and is a predicted model, not a curated record. Lineage: Eukaryota; Metazoa; Arthropoda; Insecta; Hemiptera; Cicadellidae. The coding region runs from base 18 to 1163 and encodes 381 amino acids. The transcript is spliced from 9 exons.
UUCUUUUACACACUAGAAUGUCGAUGGCCUCAACAGUUUGGCAAACUAUUCUUCUUUCAAUUCUCUCAGAGGGGAAAACGGAUUUGUCAGAGGAACAUCUGCAAGAUAUUGCUCUCCUAUUGGUGGACAAACAGAAGGCUAUAUCUGCUCAAGUUCCAGUUGAUAUGAAGAAACUUUGCAAAGUUAUUAAACAGAGUGAGAAGUGGCGGGAACUAACAAAUCUCCCUCCUAAGAAAAUGGCUGUGUGGAUGCAGAUCAACUGUCCAGAGGCAUUUAGUCUUUUGGAAGACAUUACAAGACGCUAUGCACAUCGUAAUGUUAAAGAGCUGGAUCUAAUGACUACAACGUGGGGAUUGGACAACACACCGCUACUGUCUAUGAUACAGACUUUACUGAGGAGUGAACACUCGAUUCUGGAGAAAGAAACAAUCCCUGAGGUUGACACUGAUGUCGUAGACAAACUGAGAUCCCCUAGGAAGUCGACAACCAGAUGGCUUAUUUGCUGGCUUGCAGGUUUGGCCAGUAGUGCUGCAGCGAGAAGGGAAAUGUCCAAAGACGCAAGCUUGCGAGUAGUCCAUCAGCUGAGGCUAGGCUACAUGCGGUUGGCAACACUGAUGGCCCAGGAAGGUCGCCUACCAACCCCUCAGCUCGUGUGGUAUUGUACUCACUACGAACUUGGCACACUGCUUGGUCCGUCUAAUCCUGCACUGCUGCAUAAAAUCAGCCGCAGACAACGCAGUUGGCAGCAAUGGGAUGAGUUGCAGUUCCCAGAGGUAAUGGUUGGUACACCUGAACCAAUACAGCUGGGAUCCCAUCCCACCAUUACCUCCAGGGAAUGGGUUCAAGGUACUCUGGUGUGCACAGGCAGUGUGCAGGGCCGUGUCUGUGUGCUUCUCUCCUGUACAGAUACACAGUCACUCCAGGCUGGAGACAUCCUCAUUACACACAGCACUGAUGUAGGAUGGACUCCUCUGUUCCCUCUGCUAUCUGGCGUUGUCACAGAACUGGGCGGUCUUAUAUCUCAUGGAGCAGUCGUAGCAAGAGAAUAUGGUCUUCCUUGCAUUGUUGGUGCCACAAACGCUACACUUGUGUUCAAAACAGGUGACAAAGUAUUCAUGGAUGGAAAGAGUGGAAGAAUUCACAAGGUGUUUGAGACUUCAUGAAAGGUAAAUCCUGCUGUGGUUCCUUCUUUUCUAUUGUACUUGUUCUAUUUUAAAUUGUAUUUUGUGUAUAUUUUUACCUAGUGUUUCAUUACGCACCUGCCAUUAGUAGAUUUUAAACCUGGCCAGCCUGUUUUAACUUCUUUAAUAAAUUAUCUUUGUUAUUUUGUCUGUAAAAUAUUUAUUUAUAUUUUAAUACUAUGUAGCAAUUUAUUACGUAGCAAAUAGUGAACUCCAUUAGGCCUACACUGUAAAAUGUUU